AUGACGAAGAACACGUUAGAGAACCUACAAGCCUGGUCAACAAUAGUUGCUGACACAGCUGACUACGAGGCCAUAAAAAAAUUCAAGGUAACAGAUGUGACUACAAAUCCGUCGAUCAUUCUACAGGUUGCAACUCUGCCUCGUUACGAACAUAUUCUGAAAACAGCUGUUAAAUUAGGAAAAGAGACUGGAAGAACACUGGAAGAAAGAAUUGAAAAUGCCUUCGACAUGGUCCUUGUGCUCUUUGCGAAAGAGAUUCUGAAAAUUAUUCCUGGAAUAGUGCACAUUCAAGUGGACUCGAGAUUGGCGUUUGACACGGAAAGCUGCAUCCAAAGAGCUUUGAAAAUCGUGAACCUGUUUGCUAAAAAAGGCAUACCAAAAGACAAAGUCAUGAUAAAAAUUCCUGCUACUUGGGAAGGCAUUCAAGCAGCCGGAGUCCUGGAGAACAAACACAGGGUGAAUUGCAACCUAACAACGAUGUUUACUUUGGUACAAGCUGCAGCUGGUGCAGAAGCAGGUGUGACUUGCCUGUCGCCUUUUGUGGGUCUUAUCGGGCAGUGGUUCCAAGAGCACGAAGGGGGACCCUUCGUCCAAGACCAACACCCGGGAGUAACUGCCUUAAGUAAUAUUUACAACUACUUCAAGAAAUUCGGAUACAAUACCAAAGUAUUGGGGGCGUAUUUCCUGAAAGUGGAAGAGAUCAAAGCUGUGGCUGGUUGUGAUUUGGUGACAAUACCACUCGAACUGCUUGCAGAACUUACUACCAGCAACGAUGCUGUGCCUAGAAGAAUCGGUGGUGAUUCCGCUGUGCCACCAUUUGUGGAGAAAAUGGAAAUUUCCGAGUCUAAAUUCAGACAGAUGAUUGACGAAGAUCAUAUGGCGACAGCUCUUCUUUCUGAGGUGGUGAGAAAAUUUUCGACUGACUGCGAAGAGCUGGAGAAUAUCAUCAAGAAGAUGUUGGUUGCCUCAGUAGUUGAAUAA
Molecule: messenger RNA, 981 nt
Organism: Leptinotarsa decemlineata (Colorado potato beetle)
Lineage: Eukaryota; Metazoa; Arthropoda; Insecta; Coleoptera; Chrysomelidae
Product: probable transaldolase
Biological process (GO): pentose-phosphate shunt; carbohydrate metabolic process; pentose-phosphate shunt, non-oxidative branch
Cellular component (GO): cytoplasm; intracellular anatomical structure
Molecular function (GO): transaldolase activity
Source: RefSeq, a predicted model, not a curated record